Molecule: messenger RNA, 1260 nt
Organism: Chara braunii
Lineage: Eukaryota; Viridiplantae; Streptophyta; Charophyceae; Charales; Characeae
Source: the annotation of a GenBank genome assembly
UCGUUGGUAGCUCAAGACGAAGAUUCGGUGUGAAGAUUGUACUAGCUAGAGGACUAUCGGAUGUUGAGGGGUUUAUCUUCGAUAUCUCAUGAGUGACGGAGUUGAUUCAAGAAGAAACAUGGAAGGUGGAGGUGGUGGCGGUUUGCCGCCAGACAAUCGGAAGUGUUAUGAAUGCGGCGAAGGUGGUCUUCAUACGUGACUGUGCUGAGUUUUGGCAGGUGAAAGCUCUCGGGCGUGCCUUCGUUCCGUCUGCACAAACGGUUAACCCGACUCGCACGGGUAGACCCGCGGUGACUAGUACAAGUAUUGCUGCUCAGAGGAGCCGGUCGGCUGAAUGUGGGAGUGAGAGGGGCGAGACGGGAGACGAUACGAAUGCGCUCAUGAGCGAAUACUUUCUGCAAAUGGCGGAGGAACGUAGAAACCGUGUUGAGCGUGAAGCCGAGGAGGAAAGACGUCGUAAAGACGAAGAACUCAGGCAAGAGCGAGAGAACAAAAGGUUGCUUUGCCAGGAGGAAAGACAAAGGCUAGAAGCGGAGCGUGAUGCGCGUUUGCUACGGAUUAUUCGUAGUGAAAUGCGCAAGGACCGGGACGAAGAGAGGGAAAGUCCACCUAUAGUCACAACGGAGAAGAAGUCAAAUAUGAAGUUGUCGGGGGAGUCCAUGGCGCGAAUUGAGUUGUUGAAAAGUGAGCUAGGCGCAGAUGCCGGGACUUCGUGUACGCCAAAGAAGAUUGAUCUUUCACUCAAACAUAUCAUGGCGUCGUGCGGCCCAGGAGGAAAGGAGAAAUUUGAGAAGGAAUGUUCGGACUUCUAUGAUGCGUUGACCACUGAGGAACUCAAGGAGGCUUGCCGGCACGAGAAAGUUGCCUAUGGAAACCGCGAGCUGGCCAUAAAGCGUUUGGUGAUUCGGCGAUCGUCGGUCGCCUACGAUCCUUCGGUUAUUCCGCUUCCACUCCAUGGAUGUAGACAAGGGGCGCUAAAGGCAUCACGAUCAAGGAAGUCAAGGAAGAAAGGGGGUCGGAUCAUUCUGACUCCGGGCAAUCGUACUCUGACGAGGAAUCUGAGCGAGGUGCUGGUCGUUGCGACGACUAUUUGGAGGUGGUCGAACGGCUUUGUGAUCGUGGACUACAUAAUAAGGAUCCAAGGCGAGAACGAUGAUUUCCAAGGCCGUCCGUGAUAAUUUUGGAGUAAACAUCCGAACGAGAAUCAUUGUGAAGACUCAGUAUGAUGAGUGAAGGAAAUGAUAAAGCGUAGAGCACGUG